CUUUUCUCUGAUAAACUAGUUAGCAAGCGUGGAUUGAAGUGGUCUCUGGAUUUUUGUCUUUCGUUGUAAGCUGCAUUGAGUCGUUUGUCCAAUUGGGUGUGGAAAUGCCUCUGGACGAAGAUUUAGAAGACUACGAGUCCACGCUGGGUGAUUUGCGGACGAACAGCAAGCCGAACAUCAAUGCUCUGACUCUUCUAGCCGAAGACUACAGAAAUAAGGACCAUUCUUUGGCCGAGGGAGUUGUUCGUCUAAUCGAGACACGUCUGCAACGGGUGGUGCCUACUCAAAAACUACCUCUCAUGUACCUGUUGGACUCCAUCGUUAAGAAUGUGGGGGAGCCCUAUCGUCAGAUGUUCACUGAAAAUAUAGUAACCACCUUCUGCAACACCUUCGAGAGGGUCGACCAAACGACUCGUGCAAAAUUGUACAAGCUGCGGACUACAUGGAACCCUCUUUUCCCACAUAAAAUGCUGGGCUCGAUUGACUCCAAAAUUAAGGCUAUGGAUCCCUCCUGGCCUCUGGAUCCCCAGAGCAGUAUCAAACCCCCAGUUGCCCCACCUAAUGUACCAGCAGUUGCUCCCGGUCACACGCAGGCGGCGGGAGUUGGGGUAGGAGGAGGUGCUAGUAGUGUUCCGACCAGUGCCGCAGCCCCAGCAGCUACAAACAUUCAUAUCAAUCCGAGAGUAUAUCCUCACUUUCCAUUAGCAAAUCAGCUGGGAGCUAAUCCUGCAAUGUAUUACGGACAUCCUGCGGCUCCUAUUUCAAAUGCAAAUGCUGGUUUGAUGACACAAUCCAGCAAUCAAGCGGAAUCCAGGGAUCCCAGACUUCGUGGAAAAAUGUCGUCUGCCCCAACCUCUACAGUACAGAUGUCUGGCUUGCAAACAGCAUCGAAAGUGUCGGCACCCCUCCUUAAUGCGACAUCAAUGAUGCCAGUACCAAGUACAUACCCUUAUGCCGGCCAAACGUUAUCCAGUGAACGUACCGGUGACACGAACACGGCGCCGCCUAUGUUUCCAUACUUCGCGAUGCCACCCGUACCUGCUAGUGCUUCUCAAAUUGCGCCUUCGGUCGCCGCUACGGUGCAAGUUCAAAUGCCAGGUGGUGGAAUUGUACAGCUCACUCCAGAGCAGCUGAAAGCGGCAGCAGCAGUUGCGCCGAUACCGGGAGUCGAACCCAGUCCUGUGAAACUAGACGAGAAAAACAAGACCGCCAAUGCAAAAGGGCCCGCUGGUGCUAAAACAGGUAGGCCCGGAGACCAGCAACCGAAGAAAAAAUUUCCUAAACAGCAACCCAAGCGACCUUUGUCGCCCUGGAGAGUUAAACGAGCUAGUCCGCCAAAUUUCAUGAAGGACGAGAAAAGUUCCUCGGAUAGAGAACGAGAACGGAGUCCCGAAAGACGAAGAGCAGGCUCGGAAGGGAAGAGGAAGCGACCGUCGGGUAGCGGUAACUCGAGUAGCGGUGAAGCGAAAGACCCGAGAGGGAAAUCUUCAGAUAGUUUUCAAAGGGGUCGAUCAUCUAGCCCUGGGCCGGCGAAAAAGAAAAAUAACAUGGGUGACAGCCCUAAACAAAAUCAAGAAGAAAGGGAUAAGAGCGAUGAAAUAAGUAUAGAGUAUGGAAGCAAUGUACCUGUGAAGAAAAGUAAAGAAAACAGUAACUCAAAUAGUGCGGAUGAAGGCCUAAAAAGUUCAACUGAUACCGCUGUCAAUGCAGAAACGGAGCAAGGAGGAGGAAAAGCGAAGAGUUUUGUUCCAAAUCAGAGGAGAACAGGAAGAGCGCAAGCUGAAGUUGCGGCUAAAUUGUUGAGCAAACGGACAAAUAAUUCGAAUACAAAUGGAGCUAAAAACCCGAGAAUGUCUGCGCCCAAUGCAGCACACAGCAAACCAAAGAGAACAGACGAAGAGGGGUUCAUUCCUAUCAAAAACGAUGUUCAAACUGGAAGUAAGUCUUGGAUAGGAAGUGGGAAACGAGAAAAAGACGUGGACUACAGGGGCAUCCGGGGAGCUGCUAGCAACCCCUCGAACAGGGGAGGCGCGACUCAUAAUAGUCAGCAGCAGCAGUCGAUCCGGAUUGCGGGUAUGCGUCGGGUGGGCACUGGAGUUCCGGAGGUGAUCACUCCCGAACAGGUGUAUGCAAGGGCGGAGAUGUUGCUGAAAAGUGGGAAGCUGUCGGCUAAGCAGUGCAGGGAACUGCAGGAACAGAUCAAAGAAGUACAGAGACGACGUGAGAAAGACACCGAGAAAAAGGCAUCGACUGAUUUCGACCUGAGGAAUUCACCCGGACGUCUAGUGCGCACUCCUGCAGUCAGGCCUCCGAUGGAGAACCAGCUCAGACAGUGGCCGGGGGGAAAUCGAGGACAGAAUCCUUCUGUCGGUGGUCGAUUCGGGCACCCUCCUCGAGGCCCGCCCCUAAGGGGUGGGGAGAUGAGGGGAUUCAGGCAAAGACCACCUCAGUUCAUGGGAAACCAGCGAGGGCCCCCAUCCAUGGGCAAUCAAAGACCUGGAAUGCCACCUCCGCCUUACAGAGGGGGAAGGAUGCCAGACCCUAGAUGGAGGAAUAUUGGACCACCGAGGUUCGGCGGCGAGAGAAAAGACGCUCCUCCUCCACCAAAUAUGUCCAUGCGUCCCCCACAGUUUUUACCCAAUCGCCCUCCGACGGCACCCAUGCCCCCGCGACCACCCGAAUUUCCUGCUCCGCCAGGAAUCAAUCAGAAAGAGCUGCCUCGAAAUUUACCACCCACCGAAAUUUAUCAAUUUGGACCUGGCUACGGCUACUCGCCCGAGUGGGACAGGUACUAUGACCAGCAUGGACUCACAUGGCCCAAAGAGAUGCCAUUUGACUCCAGGUUCGCCGGAGCCCAAGUCAAUAGAGCCAUAGCACCCGGAAAAAUGCCUCCGAACUCUGGUGGUGGACCAAUGAUGCCGCCAAACUCAAUGGUUGGGAAUCCUGCGAACCAGCACAUGAUGAGACCUGGUGGACUCCAAGGGAGUAUUUUACCCACACCCUCAGUGAACGAGCGGUUGAGUUUUGGAGGGGUGUCCUUGGACGAAUCGAAUGUUGACUUGAGCUCACUCUUCAAUCAACUCAUUGAUAUGGGAAUGAUCUCCUCGUCUUCGACUCUGGCAGAUGGCAAUGAAGACACAACUAAUGCAGCUGAUAGUGGACAGACUGCAACUGUGGAUAUUGCAGAGGAAGAGGAGGAUGAGAGCAUGAAGUUCAAACCCCCAGACGCAGACACGGAGCCACUGGCUCAAAUUGAGAAGAUAUCUUUCGAAAUCGAGUCUCUAAAACAGUACCAAUUUGGAGUUAUCCAACGCAUGUACAGGGGUCUACAGUGCAGUUCGUGUGGGAUGCGAUACCCCAUCAACAAACAGAGUCAGUACACGGCGCAUCUCGACUGGCACUUCCGGCAAAAGAAGCGCAAAGCCGACGGAUACGUGGGAUCUUCCCGCGAGUGGUUCCCACUGUGUGAGGAUUGGUUCGUGUUGUCCGACCACGCCGACAGACUCUCGGCUGGCUUCGGAGAGGAGUCGGCAGCUCGUGCUAUGAUGCAGACAUCGGCCAAUGACAACGUGGCCAGCAGCAGUGAGUCUGUUGAGGCCGAAAAGAUGAGUGUCUGCGCCGACUCAAAGAUCCCCAAUGAUGAGAUAUGCAAGAUCUGUCGCGAGUACUUUGAGCAGUUCUGGCAUGUGACAGCAGAGGAAUGGCACUUCCUGGACGCGAUUCGAGUUGAGGGAAAGACGGUUCAUUUCUUCUGCUACAAAGAAUUCACAGAUGGAGGAAAUGGACCGACAAACAUACCAUCAACGCCUCGCAGUAUAUCGGCAGAGAGCAACAACUUCGCUUCCAGCGAUUCAAAGGAAGCCCAAAGCCAAAAAGAGCCCACCAGGGAACCCAAUCUACAUUCCCCUUUGGCCAAGGAACCGCCGCUCUCUAUAUCGACGAACUCAGAAGAAAAGGAGAAAGCUAAUACGAGCGAAAGUGCACCUAGCAGAAAUGACAAGAAAGACGAAACUGCCAAACCUCAGCAUAGCUUGUCAUCAUUAAACUCGAUACUCACGAGUUUAGCGGGCGAUAAAGAACCUGGGUUUAGUGAAAUUGUCGCGCAUGUUGAUGACGAUGAUGACGUUGUGAAAGUCAAAGAAGAGCCCAAAGAUUUCGACGAGGUUGCAAACGAAGUCAGUUCGUCACAAAACCCGACAACUGACAGCACCGCCUCCACUUCGGGUCAGGGCAAAAAACCAAAGGGGAAAGAAGCGCCUGUUUUGAUUAGAAUAAAAGACGAACCUAUGGAUGAAACAGAGGUUGAAAUGCAGGUCGCCCAGCAUCGGAGUCGGUAAAAAGAACCCGGACCAAUCAGGUCAUAGGCGACAUUAUGUGCUUCGGCUUCAUUGCAAUUGACAGGGGUGCUCUUUGGUCUGGAAAAAAACGGCAGCGCUUAGGAUUCAAGGUUGCUUACGCCAAGAUUGUUGAAUGAUUUAAAAAGAUUAAAAUACGGAUCGCAAGUAAACUGUCAAACUGAACUUGAAUGGUUAAUAUUCUCUUUUCUAGCUAAAAUUUGUUGUUAGAUCUCAAAUUGAAUUUCAUGGUUGUCCGUUUGCUUGUAAAAUUUGAUGAUUUGUUUCAAUGAAAUCGAUGUAUGUACUUUGUGGAAUUUUGUUGGAAAUGUGCUUUAAAUAUUAAUGUUCGUUAAGUUGUCGUAGCUCUCCAAA
This is a messenger RNA of Symsagittifera roscoffensis, 4709 nucleotides long. RefSeq names its product pre-mRNA cleavage complex 2 protein Pcf11-like. The record is from RefSeq and is a predicted model, not a curated record. Gene Ontology annotation, biological process: termination of RNA polymerase II transcription. The transcript is spliced from 14 exons. Lineage: Eukaryota; Metazoa; Xenacoelomorpha; Acoela; Convolutidae. Gene Ontology annotation, molecular function: mRNA binding; phosphatidylinositol binding; RNA polymerase II complex binding. The coding region runs from base 105 to 4337 and encodes 1410 amino acids. Gene Ontology annotation, cellular component: mRNA cleavage factor complex; cytoplasm.